AGUUUAUGUCACACACAUUACUCAAAAUACAAAAAUAAAUUCUCUAAUUUUCUGGCUGCAUUAAAUUGCCUGUCUUGGCGGAUCAUCAGCACAAAAUUAGUAGCAUAAUGAAUAGAAUCUGGAGUCAGUUCCGUGGUGGCUGCAUACUGCGCGGCAAUUUGAUCAAAUUCAACAAUAGCAUGACCAGCCAGAUUGAAACUAAUCUGAAAUUCGAGGAUCUGCUGACGGAACGACAUCAACUGGCGGCACUCACGCGCAUGCUAACCAGUAAGGUUCGGGGACUCGAGAGGAUGGUAAGCGACUUGACGCGUGACAUAAAGCGCUUGGAGUUUGACAGGAACCUAGAAAUGGAAGCGAAAGAGCAAGCGAAAACAGCAAAAGCAACAGCCGAGAGCCAGAUGGAAGCAAGCCCCACCUCGCCACCUGCUGCGCCAGCAGAGAAGAAAAAAAUCACCCAAUGUCGUUGAUUUCAGUGGCUGCAAAA
Messenger RNA from Drosophila guanche, 484 nucleotides. RefSeq lists its product as uncharacterized. The record is from RefSeq and is a predicted model, not a curated record. The transcript has 3 exons. The coding region runs from base 108 to 467 and encodes 119 amino acids. NCBI's taxonomy places the organism in Eukaryota, Metazoa, Arthropoda, Insecta, Diptera, Drosophilidae.